Molecule: messenger RNA, 2636 nt
Organism: Biomphalaria glabrata
Lineage: Eukaryota; Metazoa; Mollusca; Gastropoda; Planorbidae
Product: zinc finger protein 267-like
Exons: 7
Coding region: 721-1989 (422 amino acids)
Biological process (GO): embryo development; regulation of transcription by RNA polymerase II
Cellular component (GO): nucleus
Molecular function (GO): RNA polymerase II transcription regulatory region sequence-specific DNA binding; DNA-binding transcription factor activity, RNA polymerase II-specific
Source: RefSeq, a predicted model, not a curated record
GAUCCAAAGGUCUCCAGUUACGGAAAGUUGUGGCUCUACUAAAUACACCCUGACGAUAACAUAAGGCUUGUCACGUGUUCUCGUGGUGGCCAUUCCGCUACCAUCGCAGAUUAAGACAUUGGGCGGCUACCAUUGUAGAUUGGAACCUAGAUUGCUACCACCGAAGAUUGGACUUGAGACUGCUACCAAUUAGAGCUAGCUGCUGCCGUGGUAGUCUUCAUUGCUACCUUUUGAGUCCUUAUUAAUCAUCUAGCUACCAUUUUGGAACUUACUGUGUUUCGCUGACAUCUGUGUUGUCCAUAACGCCAAACCUCUUUAAUAGCGACAGUCAUUCAGCUGAACUCAAGCUAGGCAGCAACUCAGUUUUCGACCUACUAGCGCUCUCUUGUGCCCUGAACCUCAAUAUAUUCAGCAUCGCCUGGGAAUGAAAUCACAAAUUAGAAAAUACUAACGGAGAAAAGAAUGGAAUAAAGUCUUCAUUGUGAUCAAACAAAAACUACUACAUAUUAAAAACAAAUAAGGACAACGGGCUUCUGAAUGCCAGCUGUUAGAUUUGUGUGAUCAAAUUAAAUUGGAUUUUACUUGUGAGUGACAUAAGUUCCUUAUCUAUGGACCGUUGACGAAUGCGUUUACCCAUUAGACAAAUAAGAGAGUUAAAGUGGUCACUUCGCUUUGUCACGCUCUGGUUAGAUCUACGUCUCUUGAAAUCAAGUGUCAAGUAUGUUGGACAUAAUGAGGUCUAGUCAUCACGCUUUAACUAUUGGUCAGAUGCCCAAUCCUCAUGUCUCUGCAAAGUUACCUAUGUCCACAAUGUGGUUUAGUAGUACGCCUUCGCCGCCAGACACCAUCAAUCUGAGCCCACCGCCACCACAGUUUUUCCACCCCGGCUUUCAACAUCGUCAUCAGCCCCUUUCUCUGGGGCCUUACGGACACCUCGAACUGCAUCCUCAUUUGGACCCCCAGCCACUUCCUCACCACCCCGUGGCACACUACGGCCACGGUUAUCAACAGAGGCCUUUCAUCUACCACCAUGUCCAGCAGACUCACGUUAUCACAGACCCGCUGCCGGCCGGUCACCCUCACCUUGAACUCCUCCCGGACGGCAGGUCACCGCUGCUGCCACAGGAGCUCGUCUGCUGGAGCGUACCACGUGAGAGUCUGGCGGCUAGGCUGGUGUCGCAGGGCCAGGAGAAUAAAGGCGACCAGCGCCCGGUCGCACACCCUGCCAUAAAGAACCUCAGAGAUUACGAGAACUGCCCCUCACAGGACCCUUCUUUACGAUGCCUGAAAUCUCCGACGCUGAAAGCGCAGAACAGUUCUCAAACUGUUAACUGGGCUUGUGUCGCUCAGAUCAAACGAGAAACUGAGAUACAAAUUAAAGAAGAAUGUCCCGUUCUAAGUCCAGUCCUGCGUCCACUUCAAAGUCCAGUAAUUAAGAAACCACGUUUUGAUUUCGCCAACUUGCCGAGAGAGGUCAGCAAGGAAAACGAAAGUAAAGACGAAAAGUUGGAAGAUAGAUAUGUCAAGGUCGUCAGUCACGUGCUACAUCUUCAUCCAAUCAGUCCUUGUCCUAUCGAUUCAACUGAAAAUCUAAAAAGCAAGAAAAUAUCAAGACAAAGUAACCCUAGAAUCAAGAAACAGUUUAUCUGCAAAUUCUGUUCUCGUGAGUUCACCAAAUCCUACAACUUGCUUAUUCACGAGAGGACGCACACGGACGAAAGGCCGUUCUCUUGUGAGACUUGCGGCAAGGCCUUCAGACGUCAGGACCACUUGAGAGACCACAGGUACAUCCACAGCAAAGAGAAACCCUAUCGGUGUUUAGACUGUGGGAAAGGCUUCUGCCAGGCUCGUACAUUGACCGUACACAAGGCCAUGCACUUACAGCAAACAUCACAGAAGUCACAUAAGCAUCGGACCAAGAAACAAUGCCCUGCUGUGACGUCAUGCCCUGCUGUGACCUCAUCCACGACGUUCUUUUCCAGAUUCUGACAUUUCUGAAACUCAUCAUAUUCACCUCCCUCUUCACCCCUUUUUCUCCUGUAACGAGGGCAUAGAACAUCUUCGACAACCACUAAACCACCACGCCGCGUCGCACAGUACGUGAUACUUUGUGGAUAAAAUUUGCAGUUUCUAAAGAAAAGCGUCACCUGCAGCCAUGUUGCUAAGAUUCUGAUACAUCUCGUGGAAGCUAGGACUCAUUUUUUGUAUUGAUGAACCACCAAAUCUUCCAGGACUGAUUAGACUAAUUCAUCUUGUUGAAAAAAGAUGUCAGCGAAAGGUACAUAACUUAAACAAGAUGUUUCAUUUUGGAGUUUUGACGUCAAGACUUACCCUUCCUUGAUUGUUGUGCUUCUCACAAGCUGACACAGAAACAUGGCCAGUUUUUUUGUGCUCUCCAACGACAAUGCCAAUUUGUAUGAUGUAUCUACGUCAUAAUUCUCAUUAUUUGGCCUUAUCUUUGUGAUACAUGAAAACUCCUGCAUUAGUGAAUUAUUGUACCAUAAAGUCAAAAUAGUUAAAGUGAGUAUUUUACUAUGCAGCUAUUUUCAAACGUGUUAUUAAUUGUAAUAGUUUACAAUGUUGUUGUUUUUUUCUGUAAAUUAUUUGCCUUGACCUCAUUGUUCAUUAUUUUGUGU